AUGGGGCGGCAGUGGGGCCCUGCCAUGAGGGUGGCCGAGCAGGCGGGCUGCGUAGUGAGCGCCUCCCGGGCCGGGCAGCCCGAGGCGGGCUCGUGGAGCUGCAGCGGGGUGAUCCUGAGCCGCAGCCCGGGCCUGGUGCUGUGCCACGGAGGCAUCUUCACCCCCUUCCUGCGGGCCGGCAGCGGGGCCCUGACGGCGGCCGGCAUCUCUUUUCUGACCGGCGACAGUUGCGGCGACGACUUGCGUCUGCACGUGCAGUGGGGCUCCGACGCUGCUGCCCUGGCCGCCCUCCUGCCGCCCGAGGUGGGAGCCCCGCGGGGCCUUCUCCUUGGAGACUCCGGGCCCCCGUGGGCAGCCGCGGCCGUGCUGGUGGAGUGCGGCACCGUAUGGGGCUCCGGAGUGGCCGUGGCGCCCCGCCUCGUGGUGACCUGCCGGCAUGUGGCCCCUCGGGAGACGGCCAGAGUCCUGGUGCGCUCCGCCACCCCCAAGAAUGUGGUGACCUGGGGACAUGUGGUGUUUGCCACCCAGGAGACAUCUCCCUAUGACAUAGCAGUCGUGAGCCUGGAGGAGGACUUGGAUGGUGCCCCUUUGCCUGUGCCCGCCAAGCACUUUCAUGAAGGCAUCGUCACCAGCAACACCCGGGACAAUAACACGGGGGCCACCUAUCCUCACCUGAACUUCAGCGUUCCCAUCACGGUGCUCCAGCCAGCCCUGGAGCAGUACAGUCAGACCGGCGACCUGGGUGGCCUCCGAGAGCUGGACCGCGCCGCUGUGCCAGUCAGGGUGGUGUGGCGGCUUCAGCGUCCCCUGACCAAGGCCCCGCAGAGCAAGCUCUGAGGCUGCACCACCCCUCUGGGGAGAAAAGCAACUAUUUUGUACCAUAGGAAAUGAUGUUGAAGUGAUGGCGACCUCGGGAUGCAGGGUCCAGCUCGUGACAGGGCACAUCCUGCCGGGCCACCUUCCCAUCUGCACUGGCUGACCACGUCUGGGCUCUGGGCCCUGAAACAAACUUCCCUUCAGCCCCAUGGGUCCCCAGCCUAUUUUGGGGUGCUUUCUUGAGCCCUCACCUCUCUGUCCCCUGGCACUAGACUCAGCUAUGCUGCUUUCCCUUCUGGGGAGCCCAGUCCAACUGCACAGAAGCCCUGGAUCUGACAGGCAGAUAUGGGCUAGAAGGCAGGCCCAGCUCUGGUUUUGCGUCUGUUCUCCUGAUGGCCACUGGCCACCUGGAGUAGCUGCUUCACUGGGCCUUGGUGCCUGUCUGCCUCUCAGUCUGAGUAAAGGAUGACAGAGGACUCAGGCUUCCUGAGCAGAGAGGCCCUACUCCGAAGACUGGAGACAGAGGAGAGAAAACAGGAGUGUCUCCCUGCUCUGCCAGACUUAUAGGCAAGUGGGGUCCCUGAAAGUCUUCAUAUACCAACAGGGGCACUCUGACACAGUGCCUUCAUUUUUCAGCCCACAGUCUGGAUCUCAGGGAUCUUGGGGGUAGACGUGUCUGGUUGGGGCUUGGGAAUAAACACUAUCUACUGGAGAACCCCUA
Galeopterus variegatus (Sunda flying lemur) is the source of this 1537-nucleotide messenger RNA. It is a transcript of the gene TYSND1, whose product is annotated as trypsin domain containing 1. The coding region runs from base 1 to 837 and encodes 278 amino acids. The record is from RefSeq and is a predicted model, not a curated record. The transcript has 4 exons. NCBI's taxonomy places the organism in Eukaryota, Metazoa, Chordata, Mammalia, Dermoptera, Cynocephalidae. Gene Ontology annotation, biological process: regulation of fatty acid beta-oxidation; protein processing. Gene Ontology annotation, molecular function: serine-type endopeptidase activity. Gene Ontology annotation, cellular component: peroxisome.